AUGAAGUGCCAGGGGUUAAAUAAAAAAAAUAAGGCUUGUGGUUUGAGCGCGGUGAAAGAUUGCAUUCAUUGCUAUCACCAUACACCAAAGCAAUCAAAGCGUGACAUUAUGUAUAAAAAGGAACUAAAGACACUCCACUACAAUAUCGACUGA
Molecule: messenger RNA, 153 nt
Organism: Plasmopara halstedii
Lineage: Eukaryota; Oomycota; Peronosporomycetes; Peronosporales; Peronosporaceae
Exons: 2
Coding region: 1-153 (50 amino acids)
Source: RefSeq, a predicted model, not a curated record